Molecule: messenger RNA, 684 nt
Organism: Phaeodactylum tricornutum CCAP 1055/1
Lineage: Eukaryota; Bacillariophyta; Bacillariophyceae; Surirellales; Neidiaceae
Exons: 2
Coding region: 1-684 (227 amino acids)
Biological process (GO): base-excision repair; base-excision repair, AP site formation via deaminated base removal
Cellular component (GO): mitochondrion; nucleus
Molecular function (GO): uracil DNA N-glycosylase activity
Source: RefSeq, a predicted model, not a curated record
AUGGCCAGUUUGACAGAACAAACGUGGAAGGAGAAACUGUCUACCACCUUUGAGUCAGAAUCCUUCGCGAAGUUAGCCGCGUUUCUAGAGAUUGAAAGAAAGAUGGGGGCAACGAUCUAUCCGCCGAAAGAGGACAUAUUCUCAGCGCUCAACUUAUGUCCGUUCGACAAAAUCAAAGUUGUCAUUGUAGGACAAGAUCCGUACCACGGACCGGGCCAAGGCCAUGGUCUGGCUUUUUCCGUCCGUCGUGGCGUAAAGCCCCCUCCGUCGCUGCAAAAUGUUUUUCGCGAGGCCAUAGAUGACGUUGGUAUUGCUACUCCGAUGCACGGAAAUCUUGAGCAUUGGGCGAGACAAGGUGUUCUCCUUCUGAAUACAGUGUUGACCGUACGUCGUGGUGAAGCCAAUAGCCAUGCUGGACAAGGUUGGGAGCGCGUCACCGAUGCCAUCAUUCAUGUUGUCAACGCAAAAUCAGACGGAGUAGUGUUUUUGCUUUGGGGCAAUCCAGCGCAUAAGAAGGCAGCCAGUGUUGACUCGGCAAACCACUUCAUUAUUCGAAGCAGCCACCCCAGCCCUUUAGGGGCCACAAAAACGAAGUCGCCUUUUCUAGGAUCUCGCUGUUUCAGUCGAGCGAACGACGCCUUGAAGAAAAUGGGAAAGGAUCCGAUCGAUUGGAACGUCAAGUAG